Messenger RNA from Atta colombica, 820 nucleotides. RefSeq names its product protein Simiate. Lineage: Eukaryota; Metazoa; Arthropoda; Insecta; Hymenoptera; Formicidae. The transcript has a single exon. The coding region runs from base 21 to 812 and encodes 263 amino acids. Gene Ontology annotation, biological process: regulation of filopodium assembly; regulation of actin filament polymerization; dendrite morphogenesis. Gene Ontology annotation, molecular function: actin filament binding; actin monomer binding. Gene Ontology annotation, cellular component: nucleus; dendrite; lamellipodium. The record is from RefSeq and is a predicted model, not a curated record.
CAUACUUUUAACAAUCAAACAUGAAUUUGGAAUCAGAGGUUGACGAGCCAAAAACCAAACGAUUAAAAUCUGAAAAUUAUGGAAAGAAAUCUUGUAAGAAGGAAGAAGACAAUAUGCAAGAAAAUGCAGUUAAUGAUAUUGUUGAUGGAAGAGAAAUUUCUCUUCAAGAACAGGAGGAGCAUGAUGAAUUAAUAGAUAGUAAUAAGGAGAUACUAGCGAUUGUUGAUAGCGAUGACGAAUCAUUUACAUUUCCUCCUGACGAGGAUGUCUCAGAUAUGCUGGACGAAGUACAAUAUAGUGGUAGUUUUCCUACUGUUACUGAUCGUUAUUUUACCCCCUAUUACAAAAUGGAUGCGCAAUCACUAGGAAAUGAUACGUGUAUAUGGAUUCAUAGUAAUCGUAUUUGUAUGCUUUCCUUGGCACCUAGUCACAUCAUUUUGCAAGACAACAAAGAUAUACAGAAAGUCGAUUUUAAGGUUAGCAAUAAAUUGGAUAGAUCCCUGAACAAAGUCUCGGGUAAGAGUAAGCAUGGUGCGCAACCAUUGCAGACUAAUUCGAAUAUCUGUACUAUAUUAUGCAAGGAUGGACAAACAUAUGUUAUCAAAUGCUAUAUAGUUGGAAAGUUGGUCGAAGUUAACGAGGCAUUAUCAAAAAACCCGCAACUUCUCAAGAAACUCCCACAUAAAGGUGGAUACUUGGCUAUAAUAUUACCGAAUAUAAAAUUUUUGGAAAAUUUCAAACAAUCUGUAUCGACAUUAACUCAUGACAAAUAUAUUGAACAUAUUAAAGAAAAGGAAAAUAAACAGCAAUAACAUAUAAA